GGUCGUGCACUUACUUCAAAGCGAGCAGUAGAAGUAGCAGCUUUCUUUUUUGAUAUUUUUACUAUAUUCAGACUACUACUAAUUCUUCAAUCUGAUAAUGGAAAAGAAUUUGUUUCUUUAGUAAUCGUUAAAUUAGUUUAUUUAUGGCCCACGAUUCAAAUCAUUAAUGGCAGAUCUAGAUAUUCUGCAAGUCAAGACCUUGCAGAAAGAGCAAAUGGGAUUCUUGAAAUAAAGUUAGAAAAGUGGAUAGAUAAUAAUAAUAGUCAGGAUUGGUUAUUCAGAUUGAGAUUUGUAAUUUAUACAAUGAACAACUUAAUUUGUAGAGCAUAUAAUAAAAUACCUUAUGAGCUUGUAUUUGGUGGAUUACUAUAUAGACAUUCUGCAGUACUUGAUCACUUGUUUGAAACAAGUAUUUUCUUAGAAGAUGAAAUCCCAAAUAAAUUUGGGUUAAAAAAUAUUCAAGAGUUAAUUAAUAGUUUAGAUGAUUUAAUUAAUAAUAUCAAUAAUGAGAUAAAACUAUUAAGCAUACAAGAAUAUCCAGAUUUGGAUUAUAUUUCAUCAGAUUAUAUAUUUGUUAGAAAAGCAGCACAAAGUCAAAGUACUA
Molecule: messenger RNA, 604 nt
Organism: Dentiscutata heterogama
Lineage: Eukaryota; Fungi; Glomeromycota; Glomeromycetes; Diversisporales; Gigasporaceae
Source: the annotation of a GenBank genome assembly